Phyllostomus hastatus (greater spear-nosed bat) is the source of this 8145-nucleotide messenger RNA. RefSeq names its product adenylate cyclase 1 (gene ADCY1). Lineage: Eukaryota; Metazoa; Chordata; Mammalia; Chiroptera; Phyllostomidae. Gene Ontology annotation, molecular function: adenylate cyclase activity. The record is from RefSeq and is a predicted model, not a curated record. Gene Ontology annotation, cellular component: plasma membrane. Bases 1 to 3417 code for a protein of 1138 amino acids. The transcript has 20 exons. Gene Ontology annotation, biological process: cAMP biosynthetic process; intracellular signal transduction; adenylate cyclase-activating G protein-coupled receptor signaling pathway.
AUGGCGGGGGCGCCGCGCGGCCGAGGCGGCGGCGGAGGCGGAGGCGGCGGUGGAGGCGGUGCAGGCGAGCCCGGGGGCGCCGAGCGGGCGGCCGAGUCGGGCUGCCGGCGCGGGCUGCGGGCGUGCGACGAGGAGUUCGCGUGCCCCGAGCUGGAGGCGCUGUUCCGCGGCUACACGCUGCGGCUGGAGCAGGCGGCCACGCUGAAGGCGCUGGCCAUGCUCAGCCUGCUGGCGGGCGCGCUGGCGCUGGCCGAGCUGCUGGGCGCGCCGGGGCCCGCGCCCGGCCUGGCCAAGGGCUCGCACCCCGUGCACUGCGUGCUCUUCCUGGCGCUGCUCGUGGUCACCAACGUCCGCUCGCUGCAGGUGCCGCAGCUGCAGCAGGUCGGCCAGCUGGCGCUGUUCUUCAGCCUCACCUUCGCGCUGCUCUGCUGCCCCUUCGCGCUGGGCGGCCCCGCCGGGCUCCACGCCGGGACGGCUGCGGGCCCGGCGGCCGCGGACCAGGGCGUCUGGCAGCUCCUCCUGGUCACCUUCGUGUCCUACGCCCUGCUGCCCGUGCGCAGCCUGCUGGCCGUUGGCUUCGGGCUUGUGGUGGCCGCCUCGCACUUGCUGGUCACAGCCACCUUGGUCCCCGCCAAGCGCCCCCGUCUCUGGAGGACACUCGGCGCCAACGCCCUGCUCUUCGUGGGCGUGAACGUGUACGGGCUGUGCGCCCGGGUGCUGGCCCAGCGCUCCCAGCGGAGGGCCUUCCUGCAGGCGCGCACCUGCAUCGAGGACCGGCUGCGGCUGGAGGACGAGAACGAGAAGCAGGAGCGGCUGCUCAUGAGCCUCCUGCCCCGGAACGUUGCCAUGGAGAUGAAGGAGGACUUUCUGAAGCCCCCUGAGAGGAUUUUCCACAAGAUUUACAUCCAGCGGCACGACAACGUGAGCAUCCUGUUCGCGGACAUCGUGGGCUUCACGAGCCUGGCCUCGCAGUGCACGGCCCAGGAGCUGGUCAAGCUGCUCAAUGAGCUCUUCGGCAAGUUCGACGAGCUGGCCACGGAGAACCACUGCCGGCGCAUCAAGAUCCUUGGGGACUGCUACUACUGCGUGUGCGGCCUGACCCAGCCCAAGAGCGACCACGCCCACUGCUGCGUGGAGAUGGGCCUGGACAUGAUCGACACCAUCACGUCCGUGGCCGAGGCCACCGAGGUGGACCUGAACAUGCGCGUGGGGCUGCACACGGGCCGGGUGCUCUGCGGCGUCCUGGGCCUGCGCAAGUGGCAGUACGACGUGUGGUCCAACGACGUGACCCUGGCCAACGUCAUGGAGGCCGCGGGCCUGCCCGGGAAGGUGCACAUCACCGAGGCGACGCUGGCGUGCCUGAACGGGGACUACGAGGUGGAGCCCGGCCACGGGCAGGAGAGGAACGGCUUCCUGAAGGCGCACAACAUCAAGACCUUCUUCAUCGUGCCCUCGCACCGGCGCAAGAUAUUUCCGGGGCUGAUCCUCUCGGACAUAAAGCCGGCGAAGAGGAUGAAGUUCAAGACCGUGUGCUACCUGCUGGUGCAGCUCAUGCAGUGCCGCAAGAUGUUCAAGGCCGAGAUCCCCUUCUCCAACGUCAUGACCUGCGAGGACGACGACAAGCGCCGGGCCCUGAGAACAGCCUCGGAGAAGCUCCGGAACCGCCUGUCCUUCUGCGCCAAUGCCGCCCAGGCCGCCCCUGGCACCCGCGUCAACAGGUACAUCGGCCGCCUCCUGGAAGCGCGCCAGACGGAGCUAGAGACGGCGGACCUGGGCCUGUUCACCCUCCAGUACAAGCAGGCCGAGCGGGAGCGGAAGUACCACCAGCUGCAGGACGAGUCCUUCACCAGCGCCGUGGUGCUCGCCCUGGUCCUGGCCGCCCUGUUCGGCCUCGUCUACCUUCUGAUAAUCCCGCAGAGUCUGGCCGUCCUGCUCCUGCUGGUGUUUUGCAUCUGCUUCUUGGUGGCCUGUGUCCUGUACCUGCACAUCACCCGGGUCCAGUGUCUCCCAGGCUGCCUGACCAUCCGGAUCCGCACGGCGCUGUGCGUGUGCGUCGUCGUCCUGGUCUACGCCGUGGCCCAGGGAUGCGUGGUGGGCUGCCUGCCCUGGGCCUGGAGCUCCAGUCCCAACGGGUCCCUGGUGGUCCUGUCGCCCGGAGGCGGGAGCGCAGCGCCGCCCGCGUCGCCCUGCGAGGCGGCGCCCCACGCCCUGCUCUGCGGCCUCGUGGGCACGCUCCCGCUCACCAUCUUCCUGCGGGUCUCCUCCCUGCCCAAGCUGGUCCUGCUGGCCGUGCUCAGCGCGUCCCACGUCCUGGUGCUGGAGCUCAGCGGGUGCUCCGAGGCCGCGGGGGGCGGCGCUGGCCCCGCACGCAGCUUCGAGCCGGUCCUGGCGAUCCUGCUGUUCUCGUGCACGCUGGCCCUGCACGCCCGGCAGGUGGACGUCAAGCUGCGGCUGGACUACCUGUGGGCCGCACAGGCGGAGGAGGAGAGGGACGACAUGGAGCGCGUGAAGCUGGACAACCGGAGGAUCCUCUUCAACCUGCUGCCCGCCCACGUCGCCCAGCACUUCCUCAUGUCCAACCCCCGCAACAUGGACCUCUACUACCAGUCAUACUCCCAGGUGGGCGUCAUGUUCGCGUCCAUCCCCAACUUCAACGACUUCUACAUCGAGCUGGACGGCAACAACAUGGGCGUGGAGUGUCUGCGGCUGCUCAAUGAGAUCAUCGCCGACUUCGACGAGCUCAUGGACAAGGACUUUUACCGGGACCUGGAGAAGAUCAAGACCAUCGGUAGCACCUACAUGGCUGCAGCAGGGCUGGCGCCCGAGGCUGGGGCCAAGGCUAAGAAGUCCGUCUCCUCCCACCUCAGCACGCUGGCGGACUUCGCCAUCGAGAUGUUCGGCGUCCUGGACGAGAUCAACCGCCAGUCCUACAAUGACUUCGUGCUCCGCGUGGGCAUCAAUGUCGGCCCCGUGGUGGCUGGCGUGAUCGGGGCCCGCCGGCCGCAGUACGACAUCUGGGGGAACACCGUGAACGUGGCCAGUCGGAUGGACAGCACCGGUGUCCCCGGCAGGAUCCAGGUGACGGAGGAGGUGCAGCGGCUGCUCGGGCAGGGCGCCUACCACUUCCUGUGCCGCGGCAAGGUCAGCGUCAAGGGCAAGGGCGAGAUGCUGACCUACUUCCUGGAAGGCAGACAGGACGCAAACGGCUCGCACACCAGGCCCCUGGCCUCUGAGCGGAACAUGCGUCCUUGUGGGAGAGCCGGCCCCCAGACCAGACUGGCUGCGGGCCGUCCCCCGGUGGCCCCCGUGGUUGGCCGCCCGGUUGGUGGUGGGCCGGGGGCGCGGCAGGGCUCAGGGCUCACCGCCCGGCCCCCUGACCCGCACCCACCCCCAGGAGCAGCUGGGAAGGAGGCUUAGGGGAGCCGUGCUGGCCGCUGGGGGCACAGGGCCCAUGCUUGGGGCUUCCAUCACUCCAGUAGGACCAGCCCGGCCAGUGGAGCGGAGCGGGGCUGGGCCGGCCGCCAGGCUGGGGCGGGGGCCAGCCCCACCAGCGCAGACACGGGGCUGCUCCACCCUGUCCUCAUGGCAGGGCAGGGCGGGGGCUGGCCGCCCAGGCCGGGCAGGCGAGUGCAGGGCUGCAGGCUCCCAGGGGAGCAGCCUGGAGUGGCCGGGAACGAGGCCUGGGACCAGGCCCAGAGCCGCUGGGCCCCGGACAGACGGCCUGGGGAGGCCGGGGAGCCUGGGCCUGCGGCCCGGGGUGGGGGCUGCUGGCCCCUUUUAAGAAUCACUUUUUGCCAAGAGCCAGAGGCCGGUCCCCUGCGGCCACAUCCCUGCCUUGUGACCAGUGCGUCCCGGUCGCGUGGGCCGUCCCCCGGCUCCGUCCUGCUCACCGUGCUGGUGGGUCGGCGUGGCCCUCACUUCCUGGGUGGCCUCUCGGGGUCCUGCGCGUGGACUGGGGGUGCGCGGCGUCGCUGACUCUGGAAACAGGUGGCACUCACGGCCGGAGGAGCUUCCUUGUCUGAAGGUGUUUCUGGGGCGGAACCAGCCGCCCGGGACGUGGUCUCAGCCGUAGAACUGGGUCCCCUGCGGCCAGCAGGGCCAGUGUCUACUUCCAGGAAGUGGGUGGGUCUGCGGGCGUGGGGCGUGGUCUUCCAUGUGGGGAGACAGGCCGUGGCCCCCGAGUUGGGCUGUGCUGUCGCAGACGGGGGGCACUUUGCAGAGGGAGUGGUGGGUGUGGCUGUGCAGUGGGGAGGCCCCACUCUCCAGGGGGCCCCUGCGACCUUGUGUCCCCCUAGAGGUCGGGGAGGUCAGCAGAGUUGUCAAGGCAGGUCACAGGUGAGUGGACGCAGGGGGUGGGAGGUGAGGAUGCCCAACCACUGGCGUUGGGGCAGCGGGGGUCACCCCCCAACCCAGCGAGUGGGGACAGAGGCCUGUAUGAGAGCCACACACCAGACGCACCAGGAGUCCUGUGAGAGUCUCAGCUGUGCCCACGCAUGCCGGGGCCCCGGUCCGCAGACCACCCGUGUGCAGAGCUGGGAGACACCGGUAGCUGCGCCAGACCGUGAGGUCCCCGGGAGCCGCCCCUCCUCCACGGGCAAGGCCACUGCUUCCUGGGACACGGGGGUGGGGGGGGCAGCCUCACCUGAGCGGGAGGCACCUCUUUCUGGUUCGUGAUGAGACUGUCGUGUUGCCUUAUUUACUUUUAAUCUCGUACAAUAUCCACGCACAAACGUUAGGGCCUUCGAGUGGGAUCCUCCAACACUCUGUAAAUAGCGCCCCGGGAGCUGGGGCCGCCCGCCGGCCCCGCCAGCACGGAGGAGAGCCGCCCAGUGCGUUUCUAGCGCCUCUCACCCCGCUCGGCAGUGCCCCGCCCCCGGAGCGGUCCCCUGCCCCCGCAUGCCCCCGCAUGCCCGUGCCCGCCCGCAGCAGAGCAGAACACGGCCCCGAACUCCCGGCCCCUCGGUGGCAUCUGCACCGCAGACCCAGCCGGCUGGACCUGACCUGUCCGCCAGGCGCCAAAGCCACCAGGGCUGCCAGGCGCCUGGUGUCGCCGGAAGCAAUAACUAACUCUAUCUAAACGCAGAGACAAGUCUGGCCCGAGCAGACGGCUGCCUCAGAGACAGGCUGCGUGUGUUGGUUGGCCAGAAGGAGGGCGCUGUGGGGCGACACCCCAGCCUCCCGGCCGCCCCGCGCGCCCGUCUCGGGCAGCCCCUCUCUGGGGCUGGCCGUCUGCACCGGGCUCGGGAGCCCCAGCCGGGUGGUCCCCGGGGCUGUCCCUCCGGCCAAGAUGCCCGUCUCCGUGGUAAACAGGCUGCUGUGGGCCCCGGGCGUCCCGACCCCCAUUCCCGUCCCCUCACAGAAUACCGUGCCGUCCUCACGGCCACCUUGAGGCAGCCUCCUGCUUCUGCUGCCGCUCCAGCAGGAUGGGUGGGCCAGCCCGGACUUGGGGGUCUCCCCAGGACCCGUCUCGCUUCCAUCUGCGCCCCCUCCUUCUGCACCGCGAGUCCCCGUGACCCCGAGUCACAGGUCCUGCCCGAGACACGCGUGCAUGGCUUGUGAGCAGACGGGGCGGACCACAAGGUCGCCGUGGCAGCUUUGACCUUGAAAACGAGCAGACCAGCGGGUUCCAAGGCAGUGACUCCCAGACAUGGACUUCCCCCGUGUCGUACUGGUUUCCACUAAAAACAAAAAACCCCAACAUAAGUAAAGAAACAAAAGACUCAACCUUACCAGAGGCGGUGGGUCUGGAAAUAGCGGUUUGGGGUCAGCAAGGAGCAGGCGCCGUGGCUGGAGGCCGAGGGCGUGCGGUGUCCCUGGGCCUGGAUGCCCGUUUCUGGUGGCUGGAGGCUCUGGGGGUCCCUGCGGCCGCUGGGACCCUUCAACACUCCAGGUCUUGCAGCCGGUGGGCCGUGAGCAGUGUGGCGUUUUCUCCUGGGGCGUCUCGGGCCGUGGGCGGGGGCCGCAUGGGGGCCCCGAGCUGCUGGCCUGUGUGUCCAAGGCCAACAGCAGGGACUCAGGCAUCCACAGGUGGACAGCACAGUGUCCACCCUCACGUGACACAGGCUGUGAGGACAGAGCAGGGCCGGGUGCCUGCGGCUGGCGCAGUGGGCACUGGGGCAGUCAGGUCGCCGUGACCUCCGUGGGCCCUGGCACCUCCACACCCUCCAAAUCGCACCUGAACCAGGUGGGCUGAGGCCAGUCUCCCAGCUGGACCCAGCCCCCGAGGAGGGCUGGUAGGGGGUGGGACAGGGCCUAAAGACCCCCGGCCGGAGGGCAUGAGGGGCUCCGUGGGGCUCAGCUGGAGGGGAGACAGGUCUUCCCAGGCUGGGGCGGAGCCGGGAGCCUGGGUGGGGUUUUCUGUGAGCCGGUGGGCGGAGCUGAGUGUGGAUCUGGAGAUGGCGUGGACCCCGAGUGGGCGGGACCAGGGCGGAGGGGUCGGGGCUGGAGUGGCCAGCAGGGCAGCUGGUCGGACCAGCUCCAGCAGCUGUGACCUGACUUAGAUUCCCCCUCCGAAAGUAUCGGGGGCCCCGCGGGCACAGCCCUAGACAGCCACCCGCACGGGGGUGCCCCGACCUCAUACUUCCCAUACGUCCCCCCUCCUCCCGUGGCAGGGCCCCCAGGUGCAGGUGGCGGGCUGGUCCCCACAGCCCACACUGGGCAUGCCGCAGGCGCGGCCCCACAGCACGAGGCCCCACGCGGGGAGGUGGGGCCGUGUCCCAAGGGCUGAGCCCCGUCCCGCCGCUAACGACAGGUCCCUUAGGAUGGAGCACGUUCAGCCCGGAAUCCCCCUCCCAUGUCUGGCCCCACUUUCUGUCCGGACCCAAGUCCUAGGGCGCAGCCCGCCCCUGCCCAAGGAAACCCUGUCUGCAAGGCCCGCCGGACAGACAUCGGACGCGGCAGAAGGGGGUCCGCAGGUGCCCCCACAUCACACACACCUCUCCAGUCCCCGGAACCCAGCCCCGCGCCUGGCCAGAGCCACCCCGUGUCCCUGUCACCUUGCAGGCCGGGGGUGGGUGGUCAGUGCUCCUUCCCGGCGCCAGAGGUGGUCUGAGAGCAGGGAGUUCCAGGGGCCGCGAGCCUCUGCCCCUCCCCCGGGCCCGAGCCCCGUGGUCCCCGCGGCUCAGGCCGCAGGGAUUUGGCUUGCGAUGCAGACUCUCACCGAGAAUCGAUGCUGAAACGGAGGUGACCUGGACCGGCCCGGGGGGUGGGUCCGGCCCUCCGGGCUCCCCAGGCGCGUGUGGGCGGUGAGCGGGAGCAGCCGCCCGGGCUCCUGCGCAGCCAGACUCGUCUCUUGCCUCCCACCAGCACCCCACACGGCCCCAGCACGAAGCACACACGUCUCAGGGGACUGUCCCCCCAACCCGGGAGCCCCGAGGGAGCCCCGUGGCCUCUGCCACGUGCAGCGGGCGUCCCGCUCCUGGCACCGUCCUGCCCAGGGGAGCGGUUUUGCCUUCGUCCCUGUGAAAACCGUGCACACCGAAGCCAUUCGCACACGGGCUGCAUGCCGUGACGUCCCCGAGUGUGUGGUUUUAGUUUGCGUUCGGAAUCACACAGCAUGCACAGCAAAGGGCCGUCUGCUGGCUGGCCGCAGAGCGCCCCCGAGAGGGCGGGGCCCGGAGCCCAGGCCCGCCCACACGCCCGCCCCGUGCACACUGGUCGCACACGCGAGCACGCGGAAUGUCCCCGCCCCUUCGCGGUGGGCCCCGCUCACCCCGCUGCGGUGAGGCCCGUGUCCGCUGCGGGCCGUCCGUCCUCCGUGGGAACAGGGUGCCGUCUGGGUCCCUGUAGGGGGCCGUUCCUCCGCGGCCGCAGAGCGGCGGCUCGGGCGCGGCCUCCCACCGGGACAGCGCUGCGAGGCGCGCACACAGACGCCGCCGGAACGACGGCUCGAUGCCACCUUCUCGCGACAGGUGUGUACGAUCAAUACGGGUCUAUUUUUACGUCAGCAGAACACUGUAGAGCACCUUCCAGUCUUUUCCGAGGUUGUCACGCCGAGACGAGUCCUUGAAUAACCUGUCCUAUUUUUAUUUCAAAAACACGCGAAUGGACUGAACUGUUACAUGUGAAUGUACGUUUCUUAAUUGCAACUUUUCUACUGAGUGUUUGCACUAUACUUUCUGGAAUCUUAUUUAACAAAAAGUAAAG